Messenger RNA from Numida meleagris (helmeted guineafowl), 3693 nucleotides. RefSeq names its product OCIA domain containing 1 (gene OCIAD1). The transcript is spliced from 8 exons. The record is from RefSeq and is a predicted model, not a curated record. Bases 113 to 877 code for a protein of 254 amino acids. Gene Ontology annotation, cellular component: endosome. Lineage: Eukaryota; Metazoa; Chordata; Aves; Galliformes; Numididae.
CCCGCAUCAACUUCCGGGUCGGCCGCUGCUCCUAGCGGAGGGGCGUCAGGGAGCUUCCGGUCUCCGUUUUCCCGGUACUGCCCGCCCGGGCUCGCUCUGUCCCCACCCCGCCAUGGAGGCCGGGCAGGGCCCCGGCGGUAGGGAGCUCGGCGACCCGGCUGAGAAUGCAGUCCCUAAGCACUAUGUCCCAACAGAAGAGGAACGGAGGCUUCUCAAGGAGUGUGCUGAAGAGAGCGCCCGGUACCGAGCUUUUCCUUUGGCUGCAGCAAGCAUGCUUGCUACUAGUUUCUUAAUCAAAAAAGGCAUUCUAAGAGAUAAUUCAAGAUUUGGCUCUUUUACUAAAGUUGCAUUUGCUGGAAUGUGUGGAUACCUGGCUGGAAAGAUAUCCUACUUGCCAAUCUGUAGCGAGAAAUUUAAGAAACUGAAGGACUCCCCAAUAGGAGAUGUUCUGCGACAGGCUCAGAGACAUAGUUCACAUUCCUAUUCCAGUCGAAAAUCUGAAUUUUCAGAUAUGCCUUCUCAGUCAUUUACUGAAUCUUCUUCCCCAAAAGCUGGAUUCCCACUUUCUUCUGGCUAUUCAGAUGAUUAUAGCUCAACAGAUAGAGCCCUCUCCAGUUACGAACCCGUUCCAUUCAGUGCUUCCCUGAAUGAAUCUUCACCUACAGGAAUUACCGAUUAUAACAUUCAAGAAACUCCUCCAGUUCCAGAAGAAACUCGUAAGAAAAAAGGUGUCACAUAUGAGGAAUUAAGGAAUAAACACAGAGAGACGUAUGAAGUAAUGUCACCACUGAAGGCAGAAACUCCAGGCAAAUUUCCCCAGGAAAGACCAGUUAAGGAAGUUAAAGUAAAUAAAUAUGGAGACACCUGGGAUGAGUGAGAACCGAAUGAAGAACUGAAGAAAAUUCUCUUGUCAGCUACACUGAGUUUCAUCUAUAUUAGUCACGGAUGCUGGCACGUUUGGUGUGUUCUGCCAAUCAAAGUUACAAAUAAAUUAGGAGAAAAUCUCAAAUUCCCAGAAGAUUAAAAGAAUAUAUUUAGGCUUAACAUCGUUUUUUGUUUUGCAUAAAUGGUGAGCCAGGCUGUUGUGAGGUGUCAUGAUUGUAAAACAUAUGUGCUAUUGUUUAAGAAUGAAGACAGUAGCAAGCAAUAAAUAAUAUAAAUGUAUAAGGAGUAAAAUGUAUGUAAAUAAAAGCAAUUACUUGUAUUGGGAUGGGAAAAAUAUCAAAAUCUUCUCAAAUUUUCAAGAUUUGCAUUAAAAGGUACCAGUAGAAAUGACCUCUCACAUUCUUUUGUUUGAAAAUGGUGUGCUGGAAACAUUUUAUCAUACUUAAUGUUUGGAAUAAUACUGAAUUAUUUGAAGAAAAAAGGCUGAGGAACCUAGCAAGUUCCUGAGUAAGCAUACUGAAUUGGACUUCUCCUUUUUCAAAAGUGUUUCAGGGUGACAGCAGUAUAUUUGGACUGUUUUUCUGACUUGCACGUGUUGCACGUUUAAGUGCAGAAAGCUAAACCAGACAAACUGUGGUAAAAGUGUAAAUGAUAUCUUGAUUAAUUCUUGUGCAUUAAAUCUUACUUUUCUGUUUGUGUCAUGACAAAAAAAAAAAAAAAGAAACACCAUGAAACUGUUGAACCUGAGCAGUAGAGCAGUUACCUUUCAGAAUUGAGCUACAUUGGUAAAACUAUUGAAAAGUGUUUUCUAAUGUACACAUCAUCUGCUCUGCCUCAAUCAAAAUACUAAUGUUAUCUUCUAUCCAUCUGAUACUCUCAUUUUCAGCUGUGCUGUUUAAUCUCACAGCGUUGUGUUUGCUUGGGCUCUUUAGCUAUAGGUGAGCAAAAGCCAUGAUGAAGUUAAUAGCAUAAAGCAUUCCUGACAUCCUUAUUAGAGAUGAAAAAUAGCCUGCUAAGAAGAAAAGUAUUGAAGACUUCAUUGAUUUAGUGGACUAGUAGCACAGCAACGUGAAUGAGAAGGUUGUUUUGAGUAGGUAAAGAUCAGCUGAAAUAAGGGAAAAAAUGAGGAAAAGUUGAGAAAAUAAGAGAGAUUCUAUUUAUAAUCAUCAAAACAUGAAGAUGGCUUUCAGAUAAGCUGAUGAUUAUUAGGAAAAGUGGGCUAACCAGGUAAGCUUGAAGAUGCAUCAAAAGUGUAACUUAUAGAGAAUACUUCUUGUGGCCAUGAUUAAAACUGAAAAUACAGGAAACUGGGCGGAACUACAUUGCUGUGUUGUUUUUGCUGUUUGUUUAGCGCGCUAUUCCAAAGCUGACUAGAUUUAUCUUGGAAAUACAAAAUUUCUUAGUUGUGAGUGAAGAAGUAACAGGGGCAGAAGACAGGUGUUAAAACUAGAGCAAGUUAGAAGAAAUGCAUUUUUGCUUGAAAGAGUGAACAUUCUGGACAAAUGAAAAGUCUCCAAGUGAGAAAACCAAUGAGCAGACUUAGGUGUUGAGGGGGCAAAAAAAUGCUACAAUAGUGGAGGACGCAGCUCUUGAACAAGAAGCCUAGCCAUAAAAAUUGGUAUUUUUUUAUUUUGGAGUAAUACUGCAUUUUCUCAAGUACAAGAUAAAAGAACAUAGUGACUUCUGUUGUGUGUCUCAGGAAUCUUAACGCCUGCUUACGCAACAAAGUAUUUAUUUAUGUAAGUGUUAAUGUCCUCCCAGGCGCUGACUAUAUGAGCUAAUGUAAAUACCUCAGCAGUGCGGACAUUCCACUGAGAAGUGAGUCUCCCUCUAGCUCUCACAAACCAAUGUUUAGAGAGUCCUCUUAUAUGCUCGGACUGACUAUUAGUAGUUAAUAUGAUGAUCAGAAGCCCUUGCUCUAAAACUGGGACUUGUUCUUGCCUUCAAUUAAUAUUUCAGGUGGGCAAAUUCAGCAUUUUACUUGAACUGUAUUAGACUUAUUUCCUUGGUGAAGAAAAUGAAAGGCAUAUAUAAUUAAUGAGGAUUUAAAGGCCGACUGUCUGCACUUAAUGUAACAUUAUAUAUCUGUAAGAUUUCUAAAUUGAAUGUAAGAUUCUCAUUCUGUUGCAUAUGGUUAGGAAGAACAAAUUGGGAUGACCAUGACAACAAUUUCAAGUUCUUUCUUUUCACAUGAGGAUUUGGCUUAGUAAGCAUUAAAUACAAGAGUUUUCACAAUCAUAAAUGGUAACUUGAUUGGCUAUUUUGUCUUUGGAGGGUCGAUUUCAGUUUGCUUUUUGGUGUGCGUUGAAACCCUGAAUCACUGAACAGCUGUGGAAACUGAGAUUUAUCCCUUCCUUUCUUCUGCGUUUCUUCCAUCAAGUACCACUGCGUUUCAGAGUGUUUUCUUCCAGUCUCACUAUUUCAUACCAGCUACCGAGCUACCUGUGUUUAUACUGCACCUGCAGUAUGAAUAAUUGUAUGCAGUAUAAAUAAAAAAGUCUAUAUAUAAACAAUUAAUAAGAAUGGUGUGAAGAAUGCAGGACAGACCCUCUUGUUUUAUGUUUAAACACGUUUCCAGCUAAUGCAAAGCAUAUUUUUUCUUAAUUCAUUAACCAAGCUCUUUGCUUUAUGGGAACAUAGGUCCCUCACUAUUCUUCAAAAAUCACAGUAAGAAUUUCACUUGGCAUUACCAUUUAUAUUUCCACUUGGCUGCAUUUACAAUCUGUCCUAUCAACACAGCUGAUAGCAUUACAAAGAAUUGAAGUUGUCGUAUGGGUUAUUGUUAAUUAAUAAAUGUGAAUUAAUUCA